Ceratotherium simum simum (southern white rhinoceros) is the source of this 1224-nucleotide messenger RNA. It is a transcript of the gene CDCA8, whose product is annotated as cell division cycle associated 8. Gene Ontology annotation, biological process: mitotic sister chromatid segregation. Gene Ontology annotation, cellular component: spindle midzone; chromosome passenger complex; chromosome, centromeric region. Lineage: Eukaryota; Metazoa; Chordata; Mammalia; Perissodactyla; Rhinocerotidae. The record is from RefSeq and is a predicted model, not a curated record.
UUUGAAUUUGGUGGCGGCGGUCGCACGUCCGGUUGGCCGCGGAGCCGCUCCCUCUCAGCUGGAGCGGCGAGGUUUUUCAGCCCUUGUUUCUCGACCUGCAGCCUCCACCGAAGCGCCAUGGCUCCGUCUAGGAAGGGCAGCAAUCGGGUAGCCAAGACUAACUCGCUACGAAGCCGGAAGCUCGCCUCCUUUCUUAAGGACUUCGACCGUGAAGUGCAAAUACGAUCCAAGCAAAUUCAGUCAGACAGGCAGAACCUCCUCAAGGAGUUGGAUAACCUGUACAACAUCGAGAUCCUGCGGCUGCCCAAGGCGCUGCGCGAGAUGAACUGGCUCGACUACUUCGCUCUUGGAGGAAACAAGCAGGCCCUGGAAGAGGCAGCAACAGCUGACCUGGAUAUCACAGAAAUAAACAAACUAACAGCAGAAGCUAUUCAGACACCCCUGAAAUCUGCCAAAACACGGAAGGUAAUACAAGUGGAUGAAAUGAUAGUGGAAGAAGAAGAGGAAGAAAAUAAAAAUAAGAAUCUUCAAACUGCAAGAGUCAAAAGGUGUCCUCCAUCCAAGAAGAGAACCCAGUCCGUACAAGGAAAAGGCAAAAGCAAAAGGUCGAGCCAUUAUAACACUGUUACCCCAGCUGUGGGCCGACUGGAGUUAUCUCUGGUGAAACCUACUCCAGGCUUGACGCCCAGGUUUGACUCCAGGGUCUUCAAGACCCCAGGCCUACGUACUCCAGCAGCCAGAGAGCGGAUUUACAAUAUCUCGGUGAAUGGUAGCCCUCUUGCCGACAGCAAAGAGAUCUUCCUCACUGUGCCAGUGGGAGGCGGAGAGAGCAUGCGAUUAUUGGCCAGUGACUUGCAGAAGGUCGAUAUCGCACAACUGGACCCAGAGGCCUUGGGAAACAUUAAGAAGCUCUCCAGCCGUCUUGCCCAAAUCUGCAGCAGCAUACGGACUCACAAGUGAGGCUGCUCUUCCAAGAAGCUAAACUUGACAGGAUGGACCUUCAAUGGGCACUUCUGGGACCCUGAAGAGACCUCUUCCCUUCAGCCUUAUUGUUUGUUUGAGUGUGAAGUUCCAGAGCAGGGAGUGGUGUCCCUCUUGGAGAAUUUGGGAAGCGAGGAGACACACUGUUCCCCCAUCAGUUAGAGAAAGCCAUGUUAUUCACGCUUCCCAACCCAGGUGACAAAGACACUGCCUGCUGCGUCCAUGCAGUCAGAACUUCCUGUC